Messenger RNA from Dendronephthya gigantea, 1534 nucleotides. RefSeq names its product A-kinase anchor protein 17A-like. The record is from RefSeq and is a predicted model, not a curated record. Lineage: Eukaryota; Metazoa; Cnidaria; Anthozoa; Malacalcyonacea; Nephtheidae. The transcript has a single exon. Bases 1 to 1449 code for a protein of 482 amino acids.
AUGGCCGCUCAAGUUUGCAAUGAUACAAGUGAUUCUAUUGAAUUAUGUCCAGCUAGAGGUCUUUAUUUGAAGCCUGUCACCAAACUAACGAUACUAGUGGGGCUGCCAGAGAUAAGGGAAGUUGGAAUAACUAUUUCAAAUUGGGAAGUCAUGGAGAAAGUGAAGUGUAUGGUCGCUCCAAUUCAGUUCAGUGUGCUAAGAGUUGUAGAGUCUUCACUUGAAAGAAUUCAGUUUGAAGCCGAAGUUGAUACGAAGUCGCUGUUAAGUAGAACCGUCGCGAAGCUGGAUGGUAACUUAAUAAAAUUGAGUGGCUUAGCAGACGCUCUUAAAGUGCGUUCUUAUGAGAAAAAACAUAAAUAUCCUGUAAAACAUGACUGGGAAGCUUUCUUUAGGGAUGCUAUAGAACUGAAUGAAUGGAAACCCGGCGAAAGACCAGACACUAUUCAUCUAAAAGGCCUACCAUCCAAGUGGUUUAGUGAUGAAAAAUCUGGAAAUAAACCUGUCAAAGAAGUGAUUGUUAGUGUGUUUGAGAAAUUUGGGAAGAUACGGUAUUUAGAUGUGCCAAGUUUAGAUCCAUACAGGGCACGAAUCACGAAGCAACAUCAACCAAACUUUCAGACAUUUUGUUUUGGUUCUGAGCUACAUUUUGAAGUGUAUAUUCAAUACGAAGAUUACCAGGGAUUUGUUAAUGCUAUGAAGGGGUUGAAAGGAAUGAAAUUGUUGUUGAAAUCGGAAGGAAGCAAGUCAGCAAUGGCAACAAUUUCGUUUGAUUUUGAUAAAACGUGUCACUUAAGUGAGACAAAUAUCAGGAAGAGAAAUGCAGAAAGAAGACGUCUGAUAGAACAAGACAGAUUAGAGGAACUCAAGAAGGCACAAGAAAAGAAAGAACAGGAGGAAAGAGAGAAAGAAGAAAGAAUUAAGGCAGAAGAACGAGCUGCUGAAAUAUUAAGACAAAUGCAAGAAAACAAGCGUAAGAAAGAAAAAAGGAGGAGAGCCAGGGAAGAAAGACGCAGGCAGAAACGAGAGGAGAAAAGAAGACUAGAAAAAGAACGUGAAGAACGACAAAAACAGAUGUUGAUGGAAAAAGAACGCAUAGAAAAAUUACGCAGUAAGCAAGCAAAGAAUGUUUUGGGGGAAGUUUUUCAAAGAAUUAAUGAUAUAAUUGUAGAGGAAAAAGAGACAAAGAGAAAGCGAGAGGAAGAACUUGUUCUCCUAGCUCAAAUAAAAGAAAAGAAAGAAAAAUUAGAACAUGAAAUGAGAAAAAAGGAAGAUGAAGAAAAAAUGAAAAAGAAACAAAUGGAAGAAGAUGAGCAACAUUUACGAGAUAAACUGUUGAAAAACCUGCAAGUCAUGAAGGAGAGAAAAGCUGAACUUGAAAGAGAAAUAUUACGAAAACAAGUCCAGGGAAAGAUAAAAAUGGUGUCAGUUAUUAAAAUAGACACUUCGUAAUUAAUUAAUGUUUAAUGAAGAACAUUAAUGCUAAAUAUUAAGAUUGUAAAACUUGUAUCAUGUAUUUUCAAAGAGAGGUAAUAAA